UAUUCUUCAUAUUUAUGUGAUAAAAGGUAAAUGGUAAGUAACCUUACGUAACUUAUGACAACCAAAUCCUCAUACACACAAAUAUAGUGAUAAGCAGAUUUGCUGUGUCUUUAAAACCAAAUCAAAAUCUCAGUUUUUGGGUUAAAAUAAUCAUGUUUCUGUUAUUCCCCUUCAGGGUGAAGCCCACAAUGUCAGUUUUCCGAUCCGGUGUUCUGGUCUUGACAUCACCUCUCUCUGCCUUGUCCGUAAGGUUGGCACCUAUCCUAGCCUCUGCAGCCAAAGUUGUGCAAGACACCCUGUAUGUACAUCUGCAGCCUGGGCUUCUGUUAACAGGUUCAUCUCAACCUAAUUCUACGUACAUUCCAGCCACACCAGAAGUCUGCAACCUCAUUACAAAACUCUACUCAAAUGCGGAUGCCCACAGGAACCUUGAUGUGCGUGUUCUCUUAACUAAUAUUAAAAACCAAAGUAGCAGUCAGCAAAUACUGUCCUCUGUGCAGAACCUUUCCCAUCCCCCAGAAGUGGUUCUCACAGACUUUCAGACCAGCGACGGUGGUCAGUAUAACCCAGCCAAGCAGCAACUAGAGCGUUAUGCAACAAACUGCUACAGUUGCCAACCUAAUUUAAUAUCCGUGCUGCUUUAUCCUGACUAUGUGCAAUCAGAUGAAGAAAUUGUUGCAGAGGAGAUGAUUGACAAUAGUAAAAUUCUAGAAACUUAUAGUGAUGUAGUAGUUGGUGGAACUUUUGAUCGACUACACAAUGCUCACAAGAUCUUGCUUAGUGUAUGUAGUUUAUUGGCUGAAAGGAGACUUCUCAUUGGUGUUGCCGACAAAGAGCUUUUAGAUGGCAAAGUUCUAAAGGAGCUGAUUCAGCCUUAUAAGCAGCGAGUGGAGAUUAUGUCUCAAUUCCUAGUAGAUGUGAAACCUUCUCUGCAGUAUGACAUUGUGCCUAUAUCUGACCCUUUUGGGCCUUCAGUCACAGACCCAGAGCUGAAAUGCAUUGUGGUCAGCGAAGAAACACGACGUGGAGCAGUGUCUGUAAACAACAGGCGCCUGGAAAAUGCACUUUCAGAAUUGGCAGUUUAUGAGAUUCAGCUGGUUAAAGACCCUCUUCAUUCUGUCAAUGAGGAAGACAAAAUCAGUUCAUCUAGUUUAAGGAACAGGCUACUGGGGACAUUGCUCAUUCCUUCAACUGGGAAUCCCAACAUUUCUGCAAAGCCGUAUGUGAUUGGACUGACAGGAGGCAGUGGCAGUGGAAAGUCUUCUGUUGCAAAACGUCUGGAGGCCAUGGGAGCUACCAUAAUAGAUUGUGAUAAAUUGGGACACCUAAGCUACAAACCAGGAGGACCAGCCUAUCAGAAAGUUGUUGAUGAGUUUGGUACAGAUAUACUUUGUGCAGAUGGCACGAUUGAUAGAAAAGCAAUUGGGAGCAGAGUGUUUUCCAGCAAGGACCAAUUAAAGCGACUGACAGAUAUUGUAUGGCCAGCUAUAGCCGAUCUAGUGAAAGAAGCAUUGGUAGAGGCUGCUGCACAAGGUGUUUCUGUAUGUGUGCUCGAUGCUGCUGUUCUCCUGGAGGCUGGGUGGAAUGAUAUGGUCCAUGAGGUGUGGACAGUCCUCAUACCAGAAAAAGAGGCUGUAAUAAGAAUAAUGAACAGAGAUGGUGCCAGUGAGGAAGCAGCUAAAAGCAGACUAGCCAACCAAAUGACAAACUGUGAAAGGGUACAAAUGUCCAAUGUAGUUCUCUGCACUCUGUGGGAGCCGGAAGUCACACAGAAACAGGUUCAGAAAGCAUGGAACCUUCUCCAAAAACGACUAAAACAAGAGACAAGCUUUCCCAAUGACAAACCUGUUUUAAAGUCCAGGUUUUAAACAUAUGUAUGAACAGAAUCUAGUUACUUAUACUUCACUGGGAAUGAUAUCAUGCAGCUAUUUUAACACAUAAGCUGCCAAAACACCUUAUUUUAUUAUACAGAAAUGUUAGUCUGAUGAGUUUGUUCUGAGAGGUAAUUUUAUUGUUGACAUUUCUAAGAGAAAUUGUUUAAUUGAUUAAGAGUCCCAUGUAAUUUGUGGAAGAGGUAAUUGCAUUGAGUUGGACCCUCUGGUCCUAAAGAUAGUACUAGGGGUCUACUAAUGUUUUAGGUUUUUGGUAGUCUCAGAUAACUACAGAUCAGUUCUCUAGAGUGGUGGUAAGACAUGAGAAAUAUACCAUAUAACAUAAAUGAAGAUAGAUUAAAUGUUCUCAGCAUCGGUUCUUAGGUAGCCUCAACUGUUCUGGCUGUCAUACAAUUAUUAAAGAUCGGUCUGUACUCAUGUCAGGGUAAAUAGAAAUUUUGCACUCUGCGACACAGGGGAGGAUGCUUGUAGACUGGAGCUGAGGAACUUAGUGAUAAACUACAACUCCCACGAGCCUUGGUGAGACUGUAUGCAGGCAUCAUGUGUAGAGUUUUAAGAACACAUACAGUGUUUUAGGAAAUAAACUGAUUUUUAUUUUUAAGAGUUUUUAAAAUGAUUUCAGCUGUGACAAAAGCUGAAAUCAUUGAAUUUAGUAGCAUUCAUGAGAUUUGUGUAUAAUUGUAAAACUCCCAAGUUCAGUGGAUGUUGACAAGAAAUAAUGAUGGGAUAUGUCAGUUCAUUAAAGCAAAGACGAUAAAAGCUUCUAGAAGCAAA
Spea bombifrons (plains spadefoot toad) is the source of this 2666-nucleotide messenger RNA. RefSeq names its product Coenzyme A synthase (gene COASY). The coding region runs from base 153 to 1868 and encodes 571 amino acids. Gene Ontology annotation, molecular function: pantetheine-phosphate adenylyltransferase activity; ATP binding; dephospho-CoA kinase activity. Gene Ontology annotation, biological process: coenzyme A biosynthetic process. NCBI's taxonomy places the organism in Eukaryota, Metazoa, Chordata, Amphibia, Anura, Pelobatidae. The transcript has 9 exons. The record is from RefSeq and is a predicted model, not a curated record.